Molecule: messenger RNA, 1431 nt
Organism: Hydatigera taeniaeformis
Lineage: Eukaryota; Metazoa; Platyhelminthes; Cestoda; Cyclophyllidea; Taeniidae
Source: the annotation of a GenBank genome assembly
AUGUUUAUUGAUGGGAAAAUUGCUGACCAAUACAAGCUCAUAUCGGAAGAAUUAAUGCUUUUGUUUCAACCCCUAAUGGAUGCCAAAGUUUCCUCACUGCCAGCUGCAGAUGCUAUGGUGCAGGGAAGGAGUUCUUUGUUUGGUCGCAAGGAGCGUCUGGAUAGCGAGUACUGGUUUCUGAGAAAAUUGGAGGAGAUUGCGCCGUCCAGUGGCUUUUCUGAAGUCUCCCAAGAGGCCUUGCAGUCUGCGUGUCUGCCUCGACCAUCCCGAUCAUCGCAAGUCAAGACUUAUGUGGAUCCUGCUGACUACGACGUGCUUCGGGUAUGGACUCGUGGUCUUCACCCCGCAUGUAUGUAUCCACUAGACCGCUCUUCAAAGCGGCGUCCCGUGGAAGCGAUGACUACCUCUGCAGUAUCGGGUCAAGGUCAGGACAACUACAUCCUCUCCCUCAAGCGAUGGAGCGAGCGCAUAAUCAACUUAGUGGGACCCAAGGCAAUGUCACUCGUGCCAUCGGACCAUUUGUGCUUCAACCAAGUUCUCAUCGCCUACCGCCUCAAGGGUGACAGUGCUCUAUGCCUCCGCAUGCUCAAGCAUGUUCCAGUUUCACCUACUGCAAUUGGCAACGCCUUCGCCGAGGGUGUGAUCGACGUACUACCAACGCACCGCUUUGUGGGUCUUUCACAGGGUGCGCGAGGUCUUGUGGUGGCGACAGGUGUGGUUGCAGCAGUGGGGCUCGGUAUCCUCACUCCUCUCGCAUUUCUUCUCACCGGUAUUGGCUCUGCUACCUCUGAGGCUAUCCUAGCCUGGUGCCUCUGCGCUGCAACCACCGCUGGUGGGAUUACUUCCCUUGUUGCUCUACGAUACUGGAAGGCUCGUGCUGAGUGGAGUGAGCGUUUGCGCAAACUCUCACUUGUCUGCGAGUCCAACUCGGGUGGAUUUGCGCUAGCACACUUCCUUGGUCUUGGUCAAGCCGAACUCUUCAAGUCAGCCCUUCUGGUCUAUGCACUGCUUCUACAACCCUCGGAAUGCAAAACACCACUGAAACGAAGUCAACUUGAAGUCCGCAUCGAAUCUUGGGUGGCUAGCCGCCUUUCACCACACGGUCACAUUAGUUUGCCUGCCUCGACAGAGGCACGCCCCUCUUUCCUUCAUCGAUUCCGUUUUGGUGGCAAAAGUAGCAACUCUACUGAAGAUGCCUUUACCGGUGGCUCAGGGCCCUCCUUCGACCUCCAAUUCGAUGCAAGCCUUGCGCUGAUAUUGCUCCGACGCUUAGAUCUUGUGAGGGGGAGCGACGAGGAAGGACUGGAGGUGAUGACGAUGAGACCCCUCAGCGUCAGUGACAGUGGGAGGAGAAAACGCCUUUCUGCUUUUCUUAGUCCCGAGUGCCAAGAAGAUGAUCUAGGCCUCCCCAGAAUCCUUAUUCACCAAUGA